Molecule: messenger RNA, 2830 nt
Organism: Priapulus caudatus
Lineage: Eukaryota; Metazoa; Priapulida; Priapulimorpha; Priapulimorphida; Priapulidae
Product: maltase A3-like
Exons: 12
Coding region: 131-2209 (692 amino acids)
Biological process (GO): carbohydrate metabolic process
Source: RefSeq, a predicted model, not a curated record
CACAAGAACAAGCGAAGUGUCGUAACAUAUAUUGCGGAAGAGCUUAGUCAUCAGGUUGAAUUUGUGUAAAACUUGAAUCUUUAGGCAUCGGUGACGUUGUUCGUUAUUUGGUUAGAAUUAACUUAUAGAAAUGCAGAACGACGUGUAUCCUCCUUUAGAGGAGAAACUCGAAAAUGGCAAAGGUGACGCUCCCGAUGAGUCGAAGCUUGAACAAGAACAGGAUCAGUCUACAGUAAAAUUCCUGCCAAAUGGCGAUCAGGAAGGGGACGUAAAAAUCGAGGUCGGUCACGAUGAGGUUGCCAUGGGGAUGGGUAAGGAGGAGCUGAUGAAGUAUGCGGAUGAUCCAUUCUGGGUUCGCAUCCGCUGGAUACUGCUCAUCAUCUUCGGCCUGGCCUGGCUGGGGAUGCUGGCUGGAGCCAUCGCUAUUGUUGUAACUGCGCCGGGCUGCCCGGCUAUCCCUGCCGACAACUGGUUCAAUGAGGGAGUGACCUACAUGGUCCAUCCCCGGUCUUUCCAGGAUAGUGAUGGGGAUGGAAACGGAGAUCUCAAGGGAAUUGAGUCAAGGUUAGACUACCUGAACGAUCUGAAAGUGAAUGCACUCUGGAUUCUCUCUCCUUACGCCUUUGGUGAGAAUGACUUCGGCUACCAUGUCAUGAACCAUACAAGUAUCGCACCGAUGUAUGGAACAAUGACAGAGUUUGGCAGCCUUGUAACCGCCCUCCACGCUAAAGAUAUCAAGAUCAUACUCGACUUCAUUCCGAACUACACGAGCAAUGAGCACAUGUGGUUCGUUGAGUCUCGCCAGGGCACAGCACCCUACAAGGACUUUUAUGUUUGGGCGGACGGAGCCAACACCACUACGUCUGGUGGUGGCGUGCAACCACCAAAUAAUUGGUUGAAUCGACACGGCACGUCAGCAUGGACCUGGGACGCAGUGAGGGGCCAGUUCUAUUACCACUCUGGUCCCAAGCAGCAGCCGGAGCUCAACCUUAGAGACGAUGCCGUGAAAAAGGAGCUAAAGGACGUGCUCACCUUCUGGCUGAAAAAGGGCGUUGAUGGCUUCGUUAUGAGGGAUACUGCAUUCCUAAUUGAGAGCGAGGAUAUCGGGAGUGACGAAAGUGCACAGGCUGCCAACCUCACUGAUGAUACAUUGUUGACUUCUGACAUUGUGAAGAGGGAGGCAAUGUUGAGUAGCAAUGAGUUUCAUUCAGAGGGUAAAGCGGACUAUGACUCGAUGGACCAUGCGCUCACCAAGUACCAGAACGGAAGCUACGAGCUGGUCAGCGAAUGGAAGAGCGUCAUUGAGGACUUUGUCACUGCCUCCGGUCGCAGGUUCUUGAUAACAGACUGUGGUGGUGAUCGUCAAGCCAACCUGAAGUUCCUCAACUAUGGAUCUGACAGCGUGCUGAACAUGGGCUGGGUUGGGCGUCUUGACUCGAGCUGCGAUGCUGAGUGUGUUCGUGGUCACAUCAAAUCAUCGACUGAUAACAGCACUGGUCUAGCUACCUGGCAGCUAGGAGAUGACUCUCACUCUCGCAUUGCAUCCCUGAGGGGCAGUGACUACACCAACGUUCUGAACAUGAUGACCACACUGCUACCUGGUGGUCGCAUCCUGUACUAUGGUGAGGAGAUAGGACUGCUCAAUAGCGCAGUGCCAUCCUUUGAGGAAACCAAGGAUGCUUACGCUCUCAGCGUUGGAAAGACGAACUACGAUUCGGUGACCCGUGACCCAUACAGGGGCCCGAUGGUUUGGUCCAGUGCAGCCGGUGGUAAUUUCACUAGCUCUGACGAGCCAUGGCUUCCACUGGGGGAUCUGGAUGUCAACGUGGAGGACCAGCGUAAGGCGAACACGUCCAGUCUCGCUGUCUACAUGCGUCUGGGGAAGCUGCGAGGCGAGCCGGCAUUCGUCGAGGGUGAGAUGACGUUGAUCGACGGGUCCGGUGCCAACCUGAUUGCUUUCCGGCGCCGCGUUGUCAAGAAGGAGGAUGAGGAGGAGGACGAGGAGGAGGAUCGUCCUGCGGCGUAUCUCGUUGUCCUCAACUUUGGUGACGCCGCUGACCGCUUCACGCUGCCCGCCUUUGUGAGGGGCGACUACCCGGCCACAGGCACCGUCGUCGUCAACACGGAGAAGGCAGCCACCGGCGCGUCGGUGUCGUUCGAGGAUGCUCUGCUUGUCAAUCCCGGACAGGGCUUUGUCAUCAAGAUCUAGAUCCGUGUGGCAGCAGCUCCGGAGUUGUACCUUACCUCUUGGGUGCCCCACUAGGUGGCGCUGAAUGCAACCUGAUUUAUGACCAUGAUGAACCAUUGUUCGGAAUAGCAUGAGGGAAGUGCUUUUGUUGAUAUUGCUUUUGUUGCUUUUGCUCUAAGGACCCCGGAGUUGUAUGUUUUGUGGAAUCAGGAUUUUAUUGAGCUUUGCUUUUGUGGUUGGCUGACAGGCUGAAACGUACUGGUAUGCUUUCUCUAUUAGUUUAUAACUUUGGAUAGAAUUAUUUGAAUUUUUAAAGGCAAAGCUUUUAGGGUUAUUAUUUGGAGUGAUUCAAAAGCAAUUUUUAAACUAGCAUUUUUUUGUUUUGACAGUUAGCUAUUUCUGUUUAUUAUGUGCUCACUUAAAAAUGAAUGGACACUCUUUGGAAGCUGGUAAUAAAUCAUUGGUAGUCGGGCAUAAUAAAAAUUAACAAUUUGCAUACACUGUCAAAAUUUAUGCAUGAUGUUUUACUAUACUCAUACUCUUAAAGUAACCUAAUUAAUUUCUUAGUAAUUCUAUGGCAAGUCCAGAUUUACUUACCAAGAGCACAUCAUGAUAAUAAAUGAGCUUUUUGUUGAAGCAACA